Coregonus sp. 'balchen' is the source of this 10176-nucleotide messenger RNA. The record is from the annotation of a GenBank genome assembly. Lineage: Eukaryota; Metazoa; Chordata; Actinopteri; Salmoniformes; Salmonidae.
GAUGGGCCUGGAGGCUCUUGCAGAGUCAUAUGGGUUCUGGCGUCCUUCUCUCAGAACGCUGACGUUUGAAGACAUCCCUGGAAUGAAACAAGGUGAAACCGUUUCUGUUAGAAGUAGAAGCUAGUAAAGUUAUUGUUACUACAACUUUCUGAGUUAAUGUUUUACAACGAUGGUACUGUUCACUAACCCCCUGUCUGUCUGUCUGUCUGUCUGUCUGUCUGUCUGUCUGUCUGUCUGUAAUGAUACUGGUGUCCUUAACCCCCUGUCUGUCUGUCUGUCUGUCUAUGAAGGUUAAAACCCUGUCUGUCUGUCUGUCCUAAUGAUACGGUGUCCCUACCGUAAUGUCCGGUCUGUCUGUCUGUCUGUAAUGAUACUGGUGUCCCUAACCCCUGUCUGUCUGUCUGUCUAUAAUGAUACUGGUGUCCCUAACCCCCUGUCUGGUCUGUCUGUCUAUAAUGAUACUGGUGUCCCUAACCCCCUGUCUUGUCUGUCUGUCUGUAAUGAUACUGGUGUCCCUAACCCCCUGUCUGUCUGUCUGUCUGUUUUAAAGGGGUUUUGGUGUCCCAACCCCCUUUUUGGUUGUCCCAUAAUGGGUACUGGUGUCCCUAACCCCCCCGUCGUCGUUGUUGUAAUGAAUGGUGUCCCUAAAACCCCCGGCUUCUGUAAUGAUAAGGGUCCUAACCCCCGGGCUGUCUGUCUGUCUGUAAAGAUACUGGUGUCCAAACCCCGGGGCUGUUGUCUUUUUCUGUCUGUCGUAAUGUACUGGUGUCCUAACCCCCCUGUCGGGCUGUCGGGAAGAUUUCUGGGUUCCCUAACCCCCUUUUUUUGUCUGUAAUGAUACGGUGUCCCAACCCCCUGUCUGGCUGUCUGUCGGGAAUGAUACUGGGGUCCCUUUAAACCCCCCCUCUGUCUGGUGUCUGUCUGUAAAUGUACUGGUGUCCCUAAACCCCUGUUGUUGUCGUCUAUAAUGAUAAUGGUUUUCCCAAAACCCCGGGCGUCUUUCGGUUUAAUGAUACUGGUGUCCCUAACCCCCUGUCUGUCUGUCUGUAAAGAUUUCUGGGUCCCCAACCCCCCUUGUCGGGCUGUCUGAAUGAUAAUGGGUUUCCCAAAACCCCCCGUUUGUCUUUUCGUCUUUCUAUAAAGUUUCUGGUGUCCCUAACCCCCCCUUUUUAUUUUGUUGUCUUGUCUAUAAUGAUACUGGUGUCCCUAACCCCCUUUUUUCGUCUGUUGUAAUAUAUGGUUUUCCCUAACCCCCCUUUUCUGUCUUGUCUGUCUGUCUGGAAGAUAUGGUUUUCCCUAACCCCCUGUCUGUCUUUUCGUUGUUGGGUUUUCUGUAAUGAUUUCUGGGUCCUAAACCCCUGUUUUGUCUGUUUAUAAAGAACUGGGGUUUCCCCCCCCCCCUGCCCGUCUGUUGUAAUGAUCCCGGGUUCCCUAAAACCCCGUCUGUCGGGCUAUAAUGAAAUGGGUCCCUAAAACCCCCUUUUUCUGUUGUCUGUUUUGUCGUCUGUCUGUUGUCUGUCCCGUCGGGUUUUUGUCUGCUGCGUCUGUCUUAAUGAUAGGGUCCCUUUAACCCCCCCGUCUGCUGUCUAUUUAAAGAUUUUUGGUGUCCCUAACCCCCUCUUUCUGUCCCUUUAAAGAUACUGGUGUCCCUAACCCCCUGUCGUCUGUUAUUAAAAGAUACUGGGGUUUCCCCAACCCCCUGGCGUCGUCUGUAUGUAAUGAUACUGGUUUUCCUUAAAACCCCCGUGUCGGGCGUCUGUAAUGAUACUGGGUCCCCAACCCCGGGAUGUCGGUUUUUAAAUGAUACUGGGGUCCCUAAAACCCCCCCUCUGUCUGUUGGGUUGUCGUUGGGCUGUAAUGUACGGUUUUCCCAAAACCCCCCCCGUCGUCUGUAAAGAUAAGGGGUCCCCAACCCUGUCUGUUCUGUUGUCUGUAAUGUAAAGGUGUCCCUAACCCCCUGUUGUCUGUCUGUCCUUUUUAAUGAUACUGGUUUUCCAACCCCUGUCUGUCCCUCUAUAAUGAUAUGGUGUCCCUAAACCCCUUUUCUGUCUGUCUGUCUGUUUUAAUUUAUACUGGGUCCCAAAAACCCCCCCGUUUUGUCUGUAUUUUAAUGAUACUGGUGUUCCCCAACCCCUGUCUGUCUGUCUGUAAUGUACUGGUUCCCCAAAACCCCCUUUUCUGCCCGUCUAUAAAAAGGGUAUGGGGUCCCCAAACCCCCCCGUCUGUCUGUUUGUUUUGGGUUUUAAUAUACGGGUUCCCCAACCCCCCGUUUUUUUUGUUUUUUUUUUUUAAAAAUGAUACUGGUGUCCCCAACCCCCGGGUUUUCUGUCUAUAAUGAACUGGGUCCCUAACCCCCCGUCUGGGCUUCUGUCGUCGGGGGUGAUAAUGGGUCCCUAACCCCCUGUUUGUCUGUCUGUCUGUAAUGAUUUCGGGUGUAACCCAAACCCCCUGUCGUCUGUUGGCUGUCUGGAAUGAUUUAAUGGUUUUCCCCCAAACCCCCUGUCGGCUGUCGUCGUCGGGAAAGUUUCUGGUGUCCCUAAACCCCCCGGCUGUUGGUUUUCUAUAAUGAACUGGUGUCCCUAACCCCCUGUCGUUGUCGUUAAUGAUACUGGUGUCCCAACCCCCGGGUUUUCUGUCUUAAUGAUAUGGUAUCCCUAUCCCUUCUGGUUUUCUGUUUUGCGUAAUGAUACUGGGGUCCCUAACCCCCUGUCUGUCUGCUGUCUGAAUGAUACUGGGUCCCUAACCCCCGUCUGUUUUCGUAAAGAUACUGGGGUCCCAACCCCUGUCUGUCGUCUGUCUGUUUUUUGUAAGAUCUGGUUUUCCCUAACCCCCUGUCUGUCUGUUUUGUCUUAAUGAUACUGGUUGGUCCCCCCCCAAACCCCCCCCCCCCCGUUUUGUCUGUCGGAUGCUUCUGUAAUGUACUGGUUUUUCCCUAACCCCCUUCUGUCGUCUUUUAAAGAUACGGGGUCCCAAAAAACCCCCCGUCUGUCGUCUGUCGUUGUAAUGAUACUGGGGUCCCUAAACCCUGUCUGUCGUCUGUCUUGUCAUAAUGAUUUUGGUGUUUUCCCCAACCCCCUGUCUGUUGUCUGUUAUAAUGAUCUGGGGUCCAAAACCCCCGUUGUCGUCUGUCUGUCAUUUAAAGAUUUCUGGUGUCCCAAACCCCCCCCGUCUGCUGUCUGUCCGUCUGUCGGUUUAAUUUUACUGGUUUUCCCUAACCCCCUGUCUUCUGUCGUAAUGUACUGGUGUCCCUAAAACCCCCCCUCUGUCGCUGCUGUUUAAGAUUUUGGUGUCACUAACCCCUUUUUCUGGCUGUCUAUAAUGUUUCUGGUUCCCCAACCCCCUGUCUGUCGGUUGGGAAUGGCUGGGUUCCCCAACCCCCCGCUGUCUUUGUAAUGAUACUGGUGUCCCUAACCCCCGUCUGUCUGUCUGUCUGUAAUGAUACUGGUGUCCCUAACCCCCCCUGUUGUCUUCUGUAAAAGGGUUUUCUGGUGUUCCCCAACCCCUGUCUGUUGUCUGUCUGUCUGUUUUUGUAAUAUAAAUGGUGUCCCUAACCCCCUUUUCUGUCUGGUUGUCUGUCGUCUGUUGUUGCUGGUCUGUCUGUUGUAAUGAUACUGGGGGGUCCCUAACCCCCCGUCUGUUGUCGGGCGUAAUGAUCUGGUGUCCCUAAAACCCCCCCCUGGGCGGUAUAAAAGUACUGGGGGGCCCUAACCCCCUGUCUUUCUGUCUGUAAUGAUACUGGUUUUUCCCCAACCCCGUCUGUUUUUCUGUAAUGAUAGGGGUCCCAAAACCCCCCGUCUGUUGUCUGUCUGUUGUUUUGUAAUGAUAGGGGGUCCCCAAACCCCCCGUUGUCGUCUGUCUUAAUGUUAUUUUCUGGGUCCCUAACCCCUUUUCGGGAAUGAUUUCUGGGGGUCCCAAACCCCCGGUCUGUUGUCGGUCUUUUCUAUAAUGAACUGGGGUUUCCCCCCCCCCUGCGUCUGUCGUAAUGAUAUGGGGUCCCUUUAAAACCCCCGUCUGUCGUCUGUCGGGUUUUUAAAGAUCUGGUGGGCCCUAACCCCCGUCUGUUGUCUUUAAAGAAUGGUGUCCCUAACCCCCUGUUGUUGUCGGGCGUUGUAAUGAUACUGGUGUCCCAAACCCCCCCGUUGUUUUCUUGUCUGUCGGGCUGUAAUGAUACUGGUGUCCCCCAACCCCUGCUGUCGUUGUCUUUUAAAUAUGGUGGCCCUAAAAACCCCGGGCUGUCUGUCUGUCUUUUAAUUAUUUCUGGUGGGCCCUAACCCCUGUCUGGGUUUUCUGAAUGAUUUUGGGGGCCCAACCCCCCCGUCUGUCUGUCGUCUGUAAAGAUACUGGUGUCCCUAACCCCCCGUUUUGUCUGUUUAAUGAUACUGGUGUCCCUAAACCCCUGCUGUCGUCUGUAAUGAUUUCUGGUGCCCUUUUAACCCCGGGCGUCUGUCUGUCUAUAAUGAAAGGUUUUCCCUAACCCCCUGGGUUUUCUGUCUGGAAUGAUACGGGGGGCCCUAACCCCCUGUUGUUGGGCGGGCUUUUAAGAUAUGGUUUCCCCAACCCCCUGUCUGUUUUUGUUGUCUGUCUGUAAUUUAUACUGGGGUCCCUAAAACCCCCCGUCUGGUCUGUUGGGGUCUGUCUGUCUGUUGUUGUUCGUCUGUCUGUUUUUGGAAGUACUGGUGUUUCCCCAACCCCCUGUCUGUCCUUUUGGGCGGGUUUUUAAGAUACUGGUUUUCCCUAACCCCCCCGUUGUCUGUUUUGUUGUCAUAAUGAUAGGGGUCCUUUAACCCCCCGGUCGUCUGUCGUCUGUCUUUUAAGGGUACUGGUGUCCCUUUUAAACCCCCGUCUGUUUUGUCUGUUUUCUAUAAUGAACUGGUGUCCUUAAACCCCCGGGCGUCUGUCUGUCGGGCUAAAUGAUACUGGUGUUCCCCCAACCCCCCGGGCCUUUGGUUUUUUUGAUACGGUGUCCCCCAACCCCCUGUCUGUUUUGUCUGUCUGUUGAAUGAUACUGGGGUCCCUAACCCCCGGGUUGUCUGCUGUGUAAGAUAUGGUGUCCCUAACCCCUGUUGUCUUUUAUAAUGGGUACUGGUUUUCCCUAACCCCCGGGUUUUUGCUGUCUGUCGUAAUGAACGGGGGUCCCUAACCCCCUUUUUUUCUGUCGUCUGUUUGUUGUCUGUAAUGAUAUGGUGUUUCCCCAAACCCCUGUCUGUCUGUCUGUCUGUAAUGAUAUGGUGUCCCCAACCCCUGUCUUUUUGUCGGGCUUUAAAGAAAUGGGUUUUCCUAACCCCCGGGCUGUCUGUUUUGUAAAGAUUUCUGGGUCCCUAAAACCCCCCCUCUGUCUGUCUGUUGUAAUGAUAUGGUGUCCCUAGCCCCCCCUGUCUUUUCGGGCUGUAAUGAUACUGGUUUUCCCUAACCCCCCGGGUUUUCGGGGCUGUAAUGAUACUGGUGUCCCUAACCCCCUGUCUGUCUGUCUGUCUAUAAUGAUACUGGUGUCCCUAACCCCCUGUCUGUCUGUCUGUAAUGAUACUGGUGUCCCUAACCCCCUGUCUGUCUGUCUGUCUGUAAUGAUACUGGUGUCCCUAACCCCCCGGGUUUUUUGUCUGCGGGAAGGGUACUGGUGGCCCUAAACCCCCCGUUGGGGCUGUAUGUUGUUGUUGUCUGUCUGUCUGGAAUGAUCCCGGUGUCCCCCUUUAACCCCCGUCUUUUUGUCUGUCUGUCUAUAAAGAUAGGUGUCCCUAAAACCCCCGGGCUGUUGUCUGUCUGUUUUAUAAAAGAUUCGGUGUCCUUAACCCCCUGUUCGUCUGUCUGUCGUCUGUCUUUUGUUAUAAUGAUACUUGGGGUCCCUAACCCCCCCGUCUGUCGUUGUCUGUCUAUAAUGAUACUGGGUCCCCUUUAAACCCCCCGUUGUCUGUCUGUCGUCGUCUAUAAUGAUUUCUGGGGUCCCUAACCCCCGUGGUUGUCUGUAAUGGGUACUGGUGUCCCCAACCCCCUGUCUGCGGGGCUGUCUUUGUAAAGAUUUCUGGUGUCCCUAAACCCCUGUUUUGUCGGGCUGUCUGUCGGGAAUGAUUUCUGGUUUUUCCCUAACCCCCUUUUUGUUGUCUUCAAAUAUUUUGGUUUUCCCUAAACCCCCGGGCGGCUGUCGUUGUCUGUAAUGUACUGGUGUCCCCAACCCGGGAGUCUGUCUGUCUGUAAUGAUUUGGUGUCCCCCAACCCCCCCGUCGUCUGUCAUAAUGAUACUGGUGUUCCCCAAAACCCCCCUUUUGUCUGUCUAAAUGUAAAGGUUCCCUAACCCCCGUUGUUGUCUAUAAUGAUACUGGGGUCCAACCCCUGUCUGUCUUCUUAAUGAUACUGGGUCCCUAACCCCUGUCUGUCUGUCUGUAAGGGCCCGGUGUCCUAACCCCCGUCUGUCUGUUUUGUCUGUUUAAAAUACUGGUUUUUCCCUAAACCCCCCUGUCUGUUGUCGUCUGUCGGUUUUGUCUGUUGUAAUGAUACUGGUGUCCCUUAAAACCCCCCGUAUGUCUGUCGUCUAAAUUUUCUGGUGUCCCUAACCCCCUGUCUGGCUGCGUAAUUUAUACUUUGGGUCCCCAACCCCCCGUCUGUUUUGUCUGUCUGUAAUUUAUAAAUGGGUCCCUAACCCCCCGUUCUGUUGUAAUGAUUUUCUGGGUUUUCCAAACCCCCCCGUCUGUUUUUGUAAUUUAUACUGGUGUCCCUAACCCCCCGUUGUCUGUCUGUUAUAAAGGUACUGGGUGUCCCUAACCCCCCGUCUGUCUGUUGUAAUGAUACUGGUGUCCCUAACCCCUGUCUGCUGUCGGGCUGUAAUGAUAAUGGUGUCCCUAAAACCCCCCCUCUGUCUUUGGGCUGUCGUAAUGAUAUGGUGUCCCCAACCCCCCGUUUUCUGUCUGUUUUGUCGUCUGUUGGUCGGUUUUCUGUCUGUCUGUUGAAUGAAACUGGUUUUUCCCCCCAACCCCCUGCUGUCUGUCUUUUUGUUUUAUUUUAAAGUAAAGGGUCCCCAAACCCCUGUCUGUUGUCGUCUGUCUAUAAUUUAUACUGGUUUGUCCUUAAAAACCCCCCCUGUCUGUCUGUCUGUCCUUUUUAAUGAUUUUGGGUCCCUAACCCCCGGGCUGUCUGUCCCUGCUGGCUUAAAGUUUCUGGUGUUUCCCUUUAAACCCCCCGUCUGUUGUUGUCUGUCUAAAAUGUAUGGUGUCCCUAAACCCCCCGUCUGUUUUGUCUUAAAAGAUAUGGUGUCCCUACCCCCUGUCUGUUGUCUGUCUUGUUGUAAUGAUAAUGGUGUCCCUAACCCCCCGUUUUUUGUUGUCUGUCUGUAAGAUACUGGUGUCCCAAAAACCCCCGUUUUGUUGUCUAUAAGAUACUGGUUUUCCCUUUAAACCCCCCGGGCGUCUGUUGUGGGCCCUUUUAAAGAUACGGGUUUUCCCCAACCCCCUGUCGUCGUUGUCGUCGGGCUGUAAUGAUAUGGGUCCCUAAAACCCUGGGCGGCUGUCUGCUUAAAGUACUGGGGUUUCCCCAAACCCCCGCUGUCGUCUGCUAUAAAGAUAUGGGGUCCCCAAACCCCCCGUUGGGUUUUCUGAAAUUUUAAGGGGGGUCCCCCAAACCCCCCGUCUGUCUGUCUGUCGUAAUUUAUAAUGGGGUCCCUAGCCCCCCCUCUGUCUGUCUGUUUAAAGAUACUGGUGCCCUUAAAACCCCCCGUCUGUUUUGUCUGUAAGAUUUCUGGGGUCCCCAACCCCCCGUUGUCGGGUUUUCUUUUAAUGAUUUUGGUGGGCCCCCAACCCCCUGUCUGUUGGUUUUAAUGAUACUGGUGUCCCUAAACCCCCCGGCUGUCUGUCUGUCUUUUAAUUUUUUACUGGUUUUCCCUAAACCCCCGUCUGUUGUUGUUUGUAAUGAUACUGGUUUUUCCCUAAACCCCCCGUCGUCGUUGUCUGUCUGUCUGUCGUUUUCUGUCUCUGUCUUCGGGAAUGAUUUUGGGUCCCCAAACCCCCCGUCUUCUGUUGUCUGGCUAUAAUGAUUUCUGGUUUUCCCUAACCCCCCGUCUGGGCUGUCUUGUCAUUUAAAGAUUUUGGGGUCCUUAACCCCCGGGUUUUCUGUCGUCUGUCUGUCGUCGUUAUAAUGAUUUUGGUGGCCCAACCCCCUGUCGGGGUCUGUCUGUCUGCUAUAAUGAUUUUCGGGGGUCCUUUAAACCCCCCGUUGUCUGUUGUUUUGUCUGUCUAUAAUGAUUUUCUGGGGGCCCUAAAAAAACCCCUGGUUUUUGUCUGUAAUGAUAUGGUGUCCCUAACCCCUGUCUGUCGUUUUGGCUUCUUUUAAUGAUAGGGGUCCCUAAACCCCCCCCGUCUGGGCUGUUGUCGUCUGUAAAGAUUUCUGGUGUCCCCAACCCCCGUUGUUUUGUUGGGCUAUAAUGAUACUGGUUUUUCCCUAACCCCCUGUCUUUUCUGUUCUGUCGUAAUGAUAAUGGUGUCCCUAAACCCCCCGUCUGUCCCGUCUGUCGUAAUUAUAUUUGGGGUCCCCCAAACCCCCCUUUUGUCUUUAUUUAAUGGUGUGUCCCUAAACCCCCGUCUGGGCUGUCUUAAUGGGUACUGGUGUCCCCAACCCCCCGUUGUCUGUUUUAAUGAUUUCUGGUGUCCCUAACCCCCCGUCUGUCUGUCUUAAUGAUACUGGUGUCCCUAACCCCCUUUUUCUUUCUUUGCCGGGUCCCCCCCAUGGGGGUUGGGAAAGUUUCCUGUUCCCUCCCCUUUCCUGUCCCCCUUUUUUAAUAACCGGGCCCCAAAACCCCCUUUUAUCGCCGGAAGUUUUCCCGGGGGCCCCAGGAGGAGAAAAAAUUUCUACCCGCUCUUUUCCCCCCCCCUUUUCAAGGUUUUGGGCCCUCCUUUUUCCCCCUGGUAACCGGAGGACCAAACCCACCCCCCCAAAACGGCUCCGGCAAACCCCCCUUCCCCCCUUCCCAACGCCCCCUUUUCCGGGAACUCACCCAAGGGAACCCGCAAAAUUUCUGCCCCAUUGGGGCCCACCCCCUUUCCGUUUGGGGUCCGGAAACCCCCCUGGGGUUUGGUUAGAUCCAACCUUUCCCUUCCCCCCACUUAAACGGCCCCUUAAAAUUACCCGGGGCCAGGCCAAACAAGGGUGGGGUUCUGGGGGUGUGGUUUGGGAACCCUUUUUGGUCCCCCCCAAGGGGAAUUUACGGAAAAAUCUGGGCCCAAAGGGAAAAUGGAAGGGAAAAAGGGCCCCUUGGGGUGUUUGUCUGGGGCGGGGUUUGAGGGAGAGAAGGGGGAGGGCCUUUCCCUCCCGGCCCCCCCGGGAAAUUUUAAAGGUUAAAUUUUUUUGGGGUUGCUAAGGCCAAAAAAGGCUGGCUUCCCUUUUUGGGGGAAAAGGGUUGGUUGGGGGGAAUCCGGGAAAAAUUUAACCCAGCCCCAAGGGGACGAGAAAAACUUCAGAAAACCAGGGGGGUAAAAGAAGGGAAAAAACAGUUCGGAAGGGCUUUUUACAAGAGAAAGAAGGGGAAGGGGAAAGGAACCAGGAAAGGGAAAUUUUUUUUUUCAGGGGACGGGGUGGUUAAAGGAGCAAAAAAAAAAAAAAAAAAAAAAAAAAAAGGACAGACCUUUCCGUUUAAAUUUAAAAAAAAAGAAGGAAAAAAAGAAAAAGACAUACCCUUUAAAAAAAAAUUAUAAAAAAAAGGGGGGGGGGGGGGGGGGGGGGGAAAAGACUUUUUUCUUUGAAAAAAACAACCUUUCCCCAGUUUUUCUCCUGGACUACACCUGCAGCCGACCGACACACCCCCUCCAUCGCUACGGCAACCCCCCUUCCCCCUUCCCACUUCCUGCGUCGCGAGGACCGUCAGCUUAUGACAGCAAAGUAUUCUGCUCAUUGUCCCUACCCCCCUCUCAGAUUGGCUACCUGCAAACUCCGCCCCAUGGCUACGGUAGUAUCCACCUCCAUUCCCCCCACUACGGUCUCUACAGUUACGCAGCCAGCCCAGACAAGAUGGCGGCUUCUGGUGCCCCUGUGGCCAAUCAGAACCCUUUCCUCGGCUCCUCCCCCAGCGGAACCCUGACGGAAAGUCUGGGCAUGCUCAGUGGAGGCCAGCAGGCCAACUUCCUGUUUGACUCUCGGACGCUGGGAUUUGCAGGGAGCCAGUCAGGGGGAGGGCCUUCACAGGUCACCGCCCACAUGGGC